AAUCACAUGACAGCAAACAUGAAGAGGAAGAAGCAAGUUUGCAGCCGUGAAUCCAAAAUUGAGGUUAUGUACUAACUUUCGUCUGCAAGUUCAAUUUUAACAAUCGAUGGCAUCUAUGUACUAAGAUGCCUCUUUGGGACUGUUUUCUGUAAUUAAAUUUAGUGUAAUGCACUCGAAAUUAGGAAAAAUUAUCCCAGUGAUUCAUUGACAUGCAAUUAUUUAGCAUUCCACGUUUGUUAUUCACCUACACAUGUUUUGGCAGUAGCAGUAUUCAACGUUCUUGCAAAGACAUUCAUCAAAAUGUUAUGAAAAAUCAUUUCAACAUGUUUUCCACAAACUUUAAACGAGCACUCUGUCAAAACAAAGUACGCUACGCUAGUACAAUUCCCAACCGUAGAAAAUUGAACAAUAUUUAUUCCAACAUUGUUAUUUAUUUAUGUAAUACAGCCAUGCGAAAUAUGCCUCUAGUUUUGAGAAACCAAUCAGUGAAUAUACUAAGGUCGUGUGCGGAACAAUGUGAAUUCAUACUAGCUCAGAGAAUUCGGCGCAGCCAACAGAUGUUUUGUUUGUAUAUGAAAAUAUGGGAUGAAGUGGCAUUAAAACAAUUCUUGGAGUGCAUGAAAAGGAAUUUUUUAAAGCGAGGCAAACAUGUUUUAUUGGGACUUGUUGUAUUUAAUUGGAAUGAGGAGCGCAUAAAAGACGAAGACAUUAUAAAGUACUCAAAUGAAUUGGAAGUUAUACGAGAGUUGUUGAGGAAGAAGUUUUGUAGAAAAAAGGAGUUGGGAGACCAGUGCGACUGCUUCAACUGUUUAGAGCCACAAGAACAAGAGUGGAGUGCAUUUGUGAAAGAAACAGACCUUGUAGUCUGGAAAAAAGAAGACAGUAAUCAUAAAGGCGAAGGACUCUAUUGCUACAAAGUGUAUGGUAAAUACGAAGAUGUGACCGCCCUGGACUUCCUAGAAGCUCAAGUUGACCUUGAGUACCGCCUUGAGUGGGAUGAAAAUGCUGUCAAACUUCAUACGAUCGAGUCAGAGCCUACAUCAAACAGUGAUGUCAUCUAUUGGGAAACCAAGUGGCCUAAAAUGUUCAGCAAUCGAGACUAUGUGUUCAAACGGCGUUACCAUAUAGAUCAUAGGAAAAACUUGAUUAUCCUAGUCAACAAAUGUACAAAACACCACACGGUCCCGCCAUACAAUAACAAGCAACGAGUAACCGAGUAUUGGUCUUAUAUGGUCAUCAAACCGUUCACUCGACUUGAUAAGCCUGGUAUGGAGUUUAGUCUCACUUACUUUGAUAACCCAGGAAUCAGUGUACCUUCUACCCUAUCGCUCUGGGUUACUGUCCAAGGCAUGCCAACAUUCCUGCAACACCUGCACGAUGCGGCUAAGAAUAUGAGCGAAAGACGAUCAAAAGCAGCUAAUGAAAAUAAAGAGGUGGGGGGAGACGGAAGAAGACCACCGCCCGGCAGUUCCUCCCCCUCCUCCACACCCUCUGUGUCCCCAUUUUCAGCGCCGCAAAACGAGGACAAAGGGGACAAGGCGUCCUGUCCCAAGCUGCCCAAGUCCUAUUUGAAGAAAAUUGUCGAUUUUAUAGCAUGAGUUCUACGUGUUCCAAGUACAAAAUGCCAUUCCCUGGAGGAUUUACUUGACAGCUUACCAACGUGUUAUCAAAUUGGAAUAGAUGUUUAGUAGGUUGAGAAAUUAUGUUCGUGAUGAUGUUCCAGUAGUCAAUUAGAAUGGAUCUACAAACAUGAAUAAAGACAUGAAUUGUUUACACGUUUUAUGAACUAUCAGCGCAGAUGAUUUAUGAAUUAAUAGUAAAGGCGAACAUGGAAUCAUAGCUUGUUUCAGUUCUUGUGAAACAUGUCAAUAAUUACCGCAUUGUAAGUUACAUACAGAAACGGGAUUCGCCAGUUACUACUAUCGAUGUAACAAACUACAAAUCAGUAGGAAGGUGAUUAAUAUUUUUUUCAUGGAGAACAACAUAGUUUUUGUUAUUUAGUGGAUUAAUGAUGUUUGCAUAUUGCAUUAUAAACCUAGCCUCGCUCUUGUAUGGGGUGUCCCAUCUAUUUAUAUGUUUCACAAAACUGACAGUCUUAUGCAUUCCACCAGGCUUCAGUAUCAAUGUUGUUAUUGUUAAUUAUUAUCAAAAGAUUUUUACAACUGUGCAUUAUAAAUACAUAUUAAUAUAAUAAUACCAAUACCAUAAGUAUAUGUACCUACCGUACCGUACCUGGCGUCAAUGAUGUAGUAUAUUAUUGUAUAAAUUUGUGAAAGAUCAUCUGUUAUGAACUAGUCAGCGAGUUGAAGUACUGUAGUCGAAAUUUUUAUUAAUGAAAUAUGUUUUACUGCCAAGAAUUUCACUGGUAAGAAUCCAUUAAAUAGAACGAAUUAUUGUACUUA
Nilaparvata lugens (brown planthopper) is the source of this 2402-nucleotide messenger RNA. RefSeq names its product stAR-related lipid transfer protein 7, mitochondrial. Gene Ontology annotation, molecular function: lipid binding. The transcript has 8 exons. NCBI's taxonomy places the organism in Eukaryota, Metazoa, Arthropoda, Insecta, Hemiptera, Delphacidae. The record is from RefSeq and is a predicted model, not a curated record. The coding region runs from base 210 to 1598 and encodes 462 amino acids.